GGGACAUCCCUAACCAAUUGAAGAUGACCUGGUGAAAUGGUUAACGUAAGGAUUAGGGUUUUGGUUAUGGUUAGGCUAAGGGUAGGGAUUAGGGUUAGGGUUUAGGAUCGGGAAGUCCCAAGGAUCCCAGAUAGAACUAACCGACUGUGAACGCGCGCAGUCGCGUGUCAUUGCGCGCUCUCGUCUGGCUUGAAAAAAGGGGACAGCUCCGUUGCUUAAAUCCAGAGGGAGGCACAGGCGGAGCAUCUCUGGGUAUCACUCGCUGAAUUGAACACAACACAUUUGGAAAUCUGUUUGUCAUUUAGUGGCACGCUCCAGGACGCACCUAUGCAGAUGGCUGCAACACAGCAAGAGGGCUCGGACCAGAACUUUGAUUAUAUGUUCAAACUGCUUAUCAUCGGCAACAGCAGUGUAGGAAAAACUUCCUUUCUCUUCCGCUAUGCCGAUGAUUCCUUCACCUCUGCUUUCGUCAGCACUGUGGGCAUAGAUUUCAAAGUGAAAACAGUCUACAAGAACGACAAGCGGAUCAAACUACAGAUAUGGGACACAGCGGGUCAGGAGCGAUACCGGACCAUUACCACAGCAUACUACAGAGGAGCUAUGGGCUUCAUCCUGAUGUAUGACAUCACCAACGAGGAGUCCUUCGGUUGUGUGCAGGACUGGUCCACCCAGAUUAAGACGUACUCAUGGGACAACGCCCAGGUAAUCCUGGCGGGGAACAAGGCUGACAUGGAGGAGGAGAGAGUGGUGUCAGUGGAUAGUGGUCGAAUGCUGGCCGAACAGCUUGGGUUUGAGUUCUUCGAGACGAGUGCCAAGGACAAUGUCAACGUAAAACAAACAUUUGAGCGUCUCGUCGACCUCAUCUGCGACAAGAUGUCCGACAGUUUAGAGACUGACCCGUCUGUCACCACAGGAACGUCCAAUGCUAGGCUAACUGACAACCCUCCUCCCUUGCAGCAGCCCAACUGCGGUUGUUAACCAGGAAAAUGACAACAAUCUAAGACGUAUGAGAUUGCCAAAAUAUUGUAUUAUCCCUUAGGUAGAUCUGUAAUACCUUCAAUUGUAUUAUUCUUCAUAUCUGACUUCUGAUGUGCCUAGUACAUUUUUUCAGAUUUUUUUUAUGUUUCAAAUUGUCUGACACAUAUGUUGUACGUUCACAAAACUGAAAAAUAGACAUGUACAGUAAUGCCAUGUCAGUAUGCGAUGACCAUGAACCACUAAUGUCACGUCACUCGGUACAUUUAUCUAUUUAUUUAUAUAAAACAAAAAUACAGGAUCUUCUAUAUACUAUAUUAACCAGAGAAAAUAGUGUGUUGUUUAUGGAAUGCUCUGUCAAUGACAUGAUGAUCUGUGUAUGGUUAAGUUGCCAGUUCCCUCUUGCAUAUCCUGUAUUUCUUCCCUCCCACUAUUCCUGCUGUGUGUGUGUGUGUGUGUGUCACUUUUAAGCAUUGAACAUUACCGUAAAAAAGUAUUACCUACCUUACGAAAGUGAUGCCUUUCAGUUAGUUGUUUGUAUAUUGUUUCAUAUUUUUUCCAUCGCCACACUAGAUGUGAAACCCAUGUGAUUAUCUGUGGUUAGAAUGGACCAAUGUGAUUAUCUGAGGUUAGAAUGAACCAAUGUGAUUAUCUGAGGUUAGAAUGGACCAAUGUGAUUAUCUGUGGUUAGAAUUAACCAAUGUGACUAUCCGAGGUUAGAAUGAACCAAUGUGAUUAUCUGUGGUUAGAACCAAUGUGAUUAUCUGUGGUUAGAACCAAUGUAUUUAUCUGUGGUUAGACAGAUGCAUGGCUUUAUUCUCAGGAUAUUAAUAAAGUAGUUUGUUCAGUGACUGUGGAUUAGCUGCCAUAGUAUAACAGUUGUCUAAUACUAACAUGUACAGUACUAUAUUGUAGGAUAGGUAGGUAGUCAUGAUAAUAAUGCCAGUGUGGUAUUUAACAGAUUACUUUAUUAAAUAAGUGGUACAUUUAAUGUGGCUGUAAAGUGGUAUGAUUACUAACCCUAUGACUGUUGUUUGAAAACAGUAUGCAUCUGUGAGUGCAGAGAACAGUUUCUGAUGUGUUUCUCAAUGUUAUAUCUAUGUACAAGCAAUGGUCUGUGCAAUACUGCCAACUGGUCAGUCAUCUGGAGUAACUAAGACCUAAUAAUUUCUUCAGUGCGGAAUCCAUUGUAGGUCAUCCUCAGUUGUCAGCCGUACGUUUCAGUCUGGGUUUACGGAUGUCCUCAAAUGAGUUCCGUACUGCAGUGCUAGGUCCAGUGCUGCGACUGUUAAUGAAAUGGUCCUAAAUUAACAGCAGAAAGCUCAUAAUAAUGCCAGUUCCUGGAACAAUACAGAUUGAGAGACAUUGUGAGACAUACAGAGAACCCAAGGAGAGGUCCCAGACAACUAUUUCAGGGAUGUGAGUCACGGCAUCAGUAUUUCAAAAGUCUGACCUGACUUGACUACAGGAUUAUGAAUAAGGAGCCACUUCCAUAAUUCAUACCAUCUCAUUCUCUGGACUUCUCCUCAAACACUUUUUAUUAGAGACACUCCUUCUGACAUUAUUCACCAUUCAUUUACUGUACUUGCAGUAAUGUUUUACUUCUGUUUUCGACUCUGUUACUUUUCUAUUGUUAUAGAAAAGUUCCCUUGAAGAAACCAGAGACAGAUAUCCUAAAUGGACCCCUACGUGCCAAUGUGCUAUAAAACAAAUAGAAAGGAAGCUGUUUUUAGGUGUUGUGAGAUUAUUUGGUGAAAAAGGGUAUGUUACUAUUAGCUAGACCAAGUGUCAUGCCAAAUAGUGUCUUGUAGAAAAUGCUGCAAUCGAUUGUUGCACUUGUGAAAACGAACUGCCUCUGAAUCGUUGCAUUUUCAGUAGCAAACCAUUUUCUGCAGCACACUUGCAUGGAAUUGUGCAAGAUCUAUUUCUAUAUAUCUAUAUCGGUAUACUUAUUGUAUUGUAUUUGUGCACCUUCAGGUCUCGUCUUGAGGUGCAAUGGGCCAAUAAGUGCAAUAUUUUAAAAGCCUGUUUCUCUGUGAAUAGCCAUCAGUCUGUGCCAUGCAUAACUGUUAGGAUUGAAUUCCUUUUUACGAGUGGUGUGUGAGUAGGGGUUCAAUGGGCAAGGGGCGUAGUGGAAAGUCUCCUACUUUUGUAGCAGAAAACGUAAGACGAGUCCUAAUAGUGGAACAAGAGAAAGCAAGUUCCGAUGUCUUCCCAACUGAACCCCAGUGGGCAUGAUUGUGACGUGUGAUAGUGAGAAAAUGCAGCCUGUCAGAAAGCCAAGUCAUUUUCUCACAAUGUCAACACUGUUAUCUAAAGAUGGGAAACCUCUCUAGAUGGUUCCGCUGCCAAGACAGUUGUCGACAAAGUGGUAGAGAGAAUGCUGUACGUGUGAAUGAGAGAUAAUUCUAUGUGUGAUUGGCUGCCUCCCCUUGUACAUUCAUCCACCUCCUUGAUGAAAUAUAUACUAUUUGUUGUUUUAUAGAUUUCAGCAUGUGUACAGCUUUAUAUUGUGUUUUCUGGUGCAGUAACAACAGCCCUCUUAGUAUGCGGGUCCCAAGAUAUUGAAGUGUUGUCUGUUCAGCUUCUGUGAAACAUCGAGACAGAGAUGAAGCCUUACUACGGUAUAUGCAGUAUGGACAGAAACAAGACAAACUGGUUAAUAACAGGUCACUUUAGCCUUUGUUAUUGAAUAAGUCAUAAACGGCAUUGUCAUUCCAUUCAUAACACACACAAAAAGAGAAACAGCGUACUUCUCUGUAUACCAGGGGCUCUAAUGAUAACACACUAAUGAUCAAAUGUUGACCCCUCUUAGGUUAAUUGGCACUCAACUAUGUACAGUACGGUGUCCUUGACAGCAGGUCACUUUCCCUUCACCUUUUUGAAACAAUUGUUUGUAGUGCGCUGCUCCUCGGUCUGGCAUUUUCUGCUUUGUGUACGUGGAGAAGCCAGUUCAGAGAUCCUAGCCUGCCCUAUUCUGCCGUCGCAUCUGUUCAAGCGUAACGCCAGCUGCUCACCUCACCAAUAUUCUCUGGGACCUUUCCUCCAUGUAGCCUAACACAAUUAGAAUUCAAGCGGUGAACAAACCCUCAAAAGCCAAAUUCACCAUACAACUGCUAAAUGUCGUUUUCUCCUGCUGUUCUUUCACACGUUCUCAACAUGUCUGUACUGUAGCUGGGAGUGUUUGAAUCGGACUCUUCGGCUGUAGAGACACACUGGUAGUAAUAAAAACGUGUCAAUGGCGUGUCUGGUAUAAAAAAAAAGAAGUCAAGUGGUUUCUUUGAAUUCUUGAUUUGUAUAAUAGCUAUCCUAUAACAGAAAAUGUUUGCUGUAUCUCUUUUGAGUCUUCAGAUGGACCUAAACUGAUAAUACAUAAUUGUACUAUUAUAGUGACCUACAGUAUUCUAUUUUCCUUGUAUGAACCACUCAUGAGCUGGAUAUUUACUUUUAAGUGUAUGUGACACAGGUGUUUUCAAGAUGACAAUAAAAAUAUACCAAUUGUA
This is a messenger RNA of Oncorhynchus kisutch (coho salmon), 4478 nucleotides long. Its product is annotated as ras-related protein Rab-3C. Gene Ontology annotation, molecular function: GTP binding; GTPase activity. Bases 328 to 978 code for a protein of 216 amino acids. The transcript has 5 exons. The record is from RefSeq and is a predicted model, not a curated record. NCBI's taxonomy places the organism in Eukaryota, Metazoa, Chordata, Actinopteri, Salmoniformes, Salmonidae.